UAUUCAGAUGUUUCUAUAAUUUUGCUUAAAAAUUUGUUUGCAUUAUUUACAGUUGUUUACAAUUUAGCACUUUAUUUAUAAACGCCACAUUGAAUUAAAAUAAUUGAAUAUAAACAAUCUGUGAUAAAUUUUUGCUAAAGGCAAACGUGAUGCUGUGAUAAUUUAACAAGUGGUUUUUAUAAAUAAUCCAACCUUUUAUCUGAUAUGAAACAUGAUAAUCCUCUUUUCAUGGUUUAGGAUUAAAUCAAGCAGGAAACCACAAAUUUAAGCAAAUAUUUGCCUGCAAUUCGAAUUACGUGAACAGAAAUUCACCGAACGAACACAUACUUACAAUGGAAACUUCGACACAUACUCGUACGUUGAGUAGAUCCACAACAUUAAGUGAUGAUGACUUUGAUGACAAAUUGGACGUCCCUCCAGUCCUUCUUACUAUGAUAUCUGUCGAGGGUAAACCUGUCCUGGUCGAAGACGAUGAGAAUGAUUAUAAGACAGAUUUGGUUGACGCAAUACCCUUUUCGACAAUCUUCACCAGCAGUGGUAAGUUCAAAUCCUACCAAAGGAAAAUCUUUGUACCGGGGCUAGAUGUAACCGUUGCAAUCGAGCAGAGUGACAGAAACCUAACGUCGCACUUCUUAAAUCCCAACCUAUACACCAUCACGUUGACACAUGGCGAUUUUACUUGGCAGGUGAAAAGGCGAUAUAAACACAUUCAACACCUCCAUCAGCAGCUUGUGUUGUUUAGGACGUCUUUAAAUAUACCGUUCCCUACAAAAACGCAUCGCCAGCGUAGGGAUAACUUUAAGAACAAUGCUGUUGUUAGUAAAUCGGGUAAACGUAAAGGAGCUUUACCUAGAUUUCCAAACAAACCGGAAGUUUUAAUAUCUCAUGAUCGCCUACAGAAUAGAAUAAAACAAUUGGAAGAUUAUUUGAACAAUUUACUUGCAAUCAACAUCUACAGAAAUCAUCCAGAAACGAUACAGUUUUUCGAACUGUCUCACUUGUCUUUCAUUCACGACUUGGGUUUCAAAGGGCAAGAAGGAAUGGUAAAGAAACGUCUGGGAAAUUCGGGCGAAGGUUGUAAAUUCAUGGGUUUGUUUACCGGCGAUUGUUGCUUGAGAUGUAAGCAUUUGUGUAACGACGUGCUGUGUUCGACGUGGAGCGAUCGUUGGUUUUUCAUUAAAGAUCAGUGCUUUGGGUAUAUACAUCCAAAAACGGGCCGAAUCGGUAAUGUAAUUUUAUUUGAUCAAGGUUUCGAAGUUAGUUCUGGCUUACGCGCUUUGGGUUUGCACACCGGAGUGCAAAUUUCGACUUACACCCGUCAGCUUGUCAUUAAUUGUUGGACGAGGCGAAAGUGCAGAGAGUGGAUACGCGCGUUGAAAGAAGUCGCCCACAAUCAAGCGAGAGAUUUCACCCAGUACAAUCAAAGGCACUCGUUUGCGCCGGUUCGAAAUAGUAUAAAUGCCACUUGGUUUGUCGACGGUGCUGGGUACAUGUCGGCAGUUGCCGACGCUUUGAGUAAUGCAAAGGAGGAAAUUUUUAUUGCCGAUUGGUGGUUGAGUCCAGAGAUUUAUUUGAAAAGGCCUGCACUGCGUGGUGAUUAUUGGAGACUAGACAAAGUUUUACAACGGAAAUCUGAGGAAGGCGUUAAAGUAUUCGUGCUUCUUUACAAGGAGGUGGAGAUGGCAAUAGGGAUCAACAGCUUUUACAGCAAGCAAAGGCUUGUGCGCAAUGGCAAUGAUAACAUUAAGGUCAUGCGACAUCCUCAACACGCCAAAUCGGGCGUUUUUCUUUGGGCACAUCACGAAAAACUCGUCAUCGUCGACCAAUCAAUAGCGUUUUUAGGUGGAAUUGACCUAUGCUAUGGUCGAUGGGACGACUCAAAACAUAGGUUAACUGAUUUGGGCAGUCUUAUUCAUUCUGCAAUUACCCCAACUAAAAGGAAAAAAACCUCCAGUUCUCCAAGUGGGGAAUUUCCUUUUAUUUCUGUAUCUAAAUCCAACUCAAAACUAUACAUGCCGGAUCUUAUUGUCGACUCUCCCUCGACUGCAGCACAAGAACUGGCAAGACCCAUGUCUCUACCAGCGGCAAGCAGUAGCUUGCAAGUGCCCCAGCCAAAGGACUUCUUCAAGCAAAAUACACCAGAGUUUGAACGAAAGUCGCUUAUGGCGACAAUCAAGCAAGGAAUAAAAGGCAAAGGUAAACACUUGGCCAAAUUAUCAUACGCACCAGGAGAACUACAAAACGGACCUGCCACUAUUAGCGAACUGGACGAUGUCGUCGACGAUUUAGACGGAUCAGCCAAGUUCUGGGUGGGCAAAGAUUACGUGAACUUUAUCGUCAAAGACUUCAAUAAUCUCGAAGAGCCAUUUGACGAUUUAGUCGAUCGAACUACAACGCCCCGAAUGCCCUGGCACGACAUGGCCGUUUGCGUGCAAAACGCCACCGCAAGAGACGUUGCGCGUCACUUUAUCCAACGCUGGAACGCCGCCAAAAACGAAAUGGCCAAGCAAAACUACACCUGCCCAUACUUGCUACCCAAGGCAUAUGUAGAUUGUUCUUUAAAGUCAAAUUUUCUACAAGCGAAAUCGCAGAACGUCACGUGUCAGGUUUUAAGAAGCGUGAGUGCGUGGUCCUGCGGGUUUAUCGAGCCAGAUAUUGUGGAGCAAAGUAUUCAUGAGGCGUACGUCGAUUGUAUCGCUAAGGCUCAACAUUACAUCUACAUAGAAAAUCAAUUUUUUAUUUCACUGCCCCGCAAUAACUUAAACACAUUAAAUCAAAUUGCAGAGGCACUUUUUACUAGAAUUGUUCGCGCAUAUAAAGAGAAGAGUGUUUUUAGGGUGUAUGUGGUGAUGCCACUACUGCCAGCCUUUGAGGGAGAGAUAGGUCAAUCAAACGGAGCGUCUAUACAGGCAAUAACUCAUUGGAAUUAUGCAUCCAUUUGUCGUGGAAAAGAUGGCCUUCUCAAUAGACUAAAAGAUCACGGAAUACCAGAUCCAUCAGUCUAUAUCUCCUUCUAUGGUCUACGAACACACUCGGUGCUUUGUGGAGAACCUGUAACCGAACUGAUCUAUGUACAUUCCAAACUUAUGAUUGUCGACGACAAGAUCGUCAUUUGCGGUUCUGCAAACAUUAAUGACAGAUCAUUGCUGGGGAAGAGAGAUUCAGAAGUGGCAGUUAUCAUCGAAGACCAAGAAUUUGAGGAUGGUUUAAUGAACAGCCAACCUUUUCCUUUGGGAAAAUUUGCUGGUUCCCUAAGGCGACGUUUAUUUAAGGAACAUUUAGGACUGUUAGGUGUAGAAAAUGAAGAAAUUGAUAUUAAUGUUAUUGAUCCGGUUAGUGAAGCUUUUUAUAAAAACAUCUGGUAUGAUACUGCAGCUAAAAAUACGGAGAUUUAUGAAGCGGUUUUCCAUUGCAUUCCAUCCAAUAAAGUUCGGACAUUUGCGGAGUUAAAAAAGUAUAAGGAACUUCAGCCGUUGUAUGUCGAUGAACCCGUCCAGGCGGAACAAAUGCUCAAUAGGAUUCUGGGACAUAUUGUACUUCUUCCCUUGGAUUUUAUGUGUAACGAAGUAUUAACUCCACCACCGGGUACCGUAGAAGGCAUUAUGCCCACAGCUCUAUGGACUUGAAUACAGUAUUCACUAAUUUUUAUACGUUUACAUCAUUUUUUAAUUUGUAAUGUUUUAAAUUAUUUAUUAUGGUGUCUUGUUCUGUUUACUUCAAAUUAUAUUUUUAUACUGUUAAUGGUUGAAAUAUAGUAAUGAUUCUUUAA
Messenger RNA from Photinus pyralis (common eastern firefly), 3769 nucleotides. RefSeq names its product phospholipase D2-like. The coding region runs from base 333 to 3626 and encodes 1097 amino acids. The transcript is spliced from 13 exons. NCBI's taxonomy places the organism in Eukaryota, Metazoa, Arthropoda, Insecta, Coleoptera, Lampyridae. Gene Ontology annotation, molecular function: phosphatidylinositol binding; D-type glycerophospholipase activity. The record is from RefSeq and is a predicted model, not a curated record. Gene Ontology annotation, biological process: cell motility; intracellular signal transduction; phosphatidic acid biosynthetic process.